Messenger RNA from Rotaria sordida, 1036 nucleotides. The record is from the annotation of a GenBank genome assembly. Lineage: Eukaryota; Metazoa; Rotifera; Eurotatoria; Philodinida; Philodinidae.
AUGAAAGAACCAUUGACUGAAGAUCCGAACACUACACCAAUAUUUUCUACCAUUGUUGGACGACAGAGAACAACAGUUAUAUGUAAAUGUAAAAUUUGUGAAGCAUCUGCACGAUAUUCUUAUUAUGGUGCCAUUGUAUGUCAUUCAUGUAAAAUGUUUUUUAAACGAAAUGCAGAAAAUCGAAAGUCAAUAUUAAAAUGUUCGUCUGGUAAUAAAUGUGAUAUUAACAUGGGUAAUCGUCAUACAUGUGCUUCAUGUCGACUUAGAAAAUGUUUCAUGAAUGGAAUGCGUAGUGAAAUGAUUCGAUCAUCUCAAUGCAAGAAAAAUAAGAGAGAUAAAAAAAGAAAAUUGAUUAUUGAUUCAAUACCAUUAACGUCGACAACAUCAGUGAUAUUGAACAAGAAAUUUCAAUUUGAUCAAGUAAAAAUUUUCAUAUAAUUAUAUUAAUUCGAUUUCUACAAAGGAUAUUAAAUUAUUGAUAGAUUAUUUUUACCUCAUGAAAUUUAAUUAUAACACUAUAUUGAAAAACUUUACUGAAGAAAUUUUGCCUUGGAUAAAACGAAAUAAACUAAACAGUAAUGAUACUAUCCGAUAUUUUUAAAAUGAAUGUUACCAUUAGUAAAAAGGGUAGAAUAACAAAGCUUUUGAUUAGUGCAUGUGGGUAUAAGUAUUAGGCUUUCCUACAUCUACACACAUUCCUGGAUUGAAGAGCUAGCACUACUCAUUUAAUGCAAAUAUUGUCACUUCCAAUCGAAACUUGUAUGUAGUGAUUCAAUGAAAGAAUAUUUGUUCAACACAUCUAUGAUGAAACAACUUGAUAAUACUAUGAAUAAGAUUCCAUGAAAGAAGAAAAAAUUUAUUUUUUGAAAUCAACGAAUACUUGAUUUAAUGAAACGAUAUGAAAAAGAUUAUUUAUCAUGAGAUGAAUAUUUUAAUAAGAUUAGGAAAAAAUAAUAAUUAUAUUUUUUUAUCACCAUCUUAUGCAUUAUUGAACUCUAUGUUCUUAUUUUUAUUAUUAAAAUUACCGACUCUAAUA